AUGUUGAAGUGGGAUUUUAUGAUGCUAUAUGAUCUGGAAACAGCACGAGCAAUUAUCGAAAGUUUAACACGACAGUUAAAGAUUCAUGAUGAUGUAACUUCGAAUUUACUACUUCUCCAGAAACGAAUCCAACAUACUCAUCAGAGGACACAGGAUGCCAUGCGCAUGCUUGAAGAUCGGCUAGACAAUAUUGAAGUAACAUGGACCAAAGAAUUAGAGAAUCAGCACAAACGCUGGCUCGAUAAAUAUAAUCGUUUAAUGAGAGAGGCGGAAAAUAUUCAUCCUUUAAAUAAAGUAUCAUCCAAAACUUCAGCAACACAUAGUAAUGAGAAUGUGAAAAUUUCACAGCAAAAACUUGAAAGUCUAAAUCGUCGUACGAAAAAAAUCGAUGAAGGAAUUGAUGAAUUGAAAAAAGUCGCAAGUUGCACCAAAAACUUUGAUGAAAAGCUUCGUUUCGAUAAACAAAAAAUCAGGGAUAUCGAUGCUCGACUAAAAAUGCUAACAAAAAAAGAGCAAAAGUUGAAUGCUGAACUCACCAAACAAAUGAAUAUUCAUUUUCACAAACCUUUCCUUCAAAUGACAGAAGAACGAUCGGAGAAAAGUUUUCGUGGUGUUUGUAAAGUAAUCGAUGGCUACAAAAAAACAGUUGAAAAUUUGAACAAAGCAUUACAAACAUUGGAAGUAAUUAAAAAUUCAUCAGAAGCGAAAAACAUUAAAAGUACAAUUCAAAGUACACCAUCAAUAAAUGAAAUUGAUGAAAUUAUCAUUCUUAUGAAACGUUUCCUUGCCAAACUUUGCAAUCAGUUGGAAUCAGUUUAUUUAUAUGGUAAUUCAACACCAAAUUCUGAAUUGGAUACCAGCAAGUCGGGAAACUCGACAGGGACAACAGGUAGCUUCGGAUCAUCAAAUCCUGAUACCAAUUCUGGUUUUAACACAACUCCACUCAACACUUCACAAUCUUUACCGACUGGAUCAUCAACUUCGUCUACAUAUUCGCAGUUUAUGGUUUUGAAAUCAGAAACUGGAAAUGAAGGAAUGAUUACAGCUAAAGAAAAAUCCGAGCAAAUCAUAAGUGAUAAAAAGUAA
This is a messenger RNA of Cercopithifilaria johnstoni, 1086 nucleotides long. The record is from the annotation of a GenBank genome assembly. NCBI's taxonomy places the organism in Eukaryota, Metazoa, Nematoda, Chromadorea, Rhabditida, Onchocercidae.